CAUGCAGGCGGUGGCGGCUGCGUCCGUGCCCUUCUUGCUGCUUUGCGCCUUGGGGACCUGCCCCCUGGCGCGUUGCGGACGAGCAGGAGACGCCUCAUUGACGGAGAGGAGGAACGAAAACCGCUUCCUGGAGCGCCAGAGCAUCGUGCCACUGCGCCUUAUCUACAGCUCCGGUGGCGAAGACGAAACUCGCCACGAUGCGUUGGACACGCGGGUGCGGGGCGACCAAAGAGGCCGGCAGUUGACUCACAUUGACCAGGCCAGCUUCCAGGUUGAUGCCUUUGGAACAUCGUUCAUUCUUGAUCUUGUGCUAAAUCAUGAUUUGCUGUCUUCUGAAUACGUGGAGAGACAUAUUGAACAUGGAGGCAAGACAGUGGAAGUUAAAGGCGGAGAGCACUGUUACUACCAGGGCCAUAUCCGAGGAAACCCUGCCUCAUUUGUUGCACUGUCAACAUGCCAUGGACUUCAUGGAAUGUUCUAUGAUGGGAAUCACACAUAUCUUAUUGAGCCAGAAGAAAAUGAUACUGCCCAAGAGGAUUUCCAUUUUCAUUCUGUUUACAAAUCCAGACUAUUUGAAUUUCCCUUGGAUGAUCUUCCAUCUGAAUUCCAACAAGUAAAUAUCACUCCACCAAAAUUUAUUUUAAAGCCAAGACCAAAAAGGAGUAAACGGCAGCUUCGUCGACAUCCUCGUAAUGUAGAAGAGGAAACCAAAUAUAUUGAACUAAUGAUUGUGAAUGAUCAUCUCAUGUUUAAAAAACAUCGGCUUUCCUUCGUACAUACAAACACCUAUGCAAAAUCUGUGGUGAACAUGGCAGAUGUAAUAUAUAAAGACCAACUUAAGACAAGGAUAGUAUUGGUUGCCAUGGAAACCUGGGCGGCUGACAACAAGUUUGCCAUAUCUGAAAAUCCAUUGAUCACCCUACGUGAGUUUAUGAAAUACAGGAGAGAUUUUAUCAAAGAGAAAAGUGAUGCAGUUCAUCUUUUUUCGGGAAGUCAAUUUGAGAGUAGCCGGAGCGGGGCGGCUUAUAUUGGUGGGAUUUGCUCGUUGCUGAAAGGAGGAGGCGUGAAUGAAUUUGGGAAAACUGAUCUAAUGGCGGUUACGCUGGCCCAGUCAUUAGCCCAUAAUAUUGGUAUUAUCUCAGAUAAAAGAAAGUUAGCAAGUGGUGAAUGUAAAUGCGAGGACACGUGGUCUGGAUGCAUAAUGGGAGAUACUGGAUAUUACCUUCCUAAAAAGUUUACCCAGUGUAAUAUUGAAGAGUAUCAUGACUUCCUGAAUAGUGGAGGUGGUGCUUGCCUUUUCAACAAACCAUCUAAGCUCCUUGAUCCUCCUGAGUGUGGCAAUGGCUUUAUUGAAACUGGAGAGGAGUGUGACUGUGGGACCUUUGCAGAAUGUGUCCUUGAAGGAGCUGAAUGUUGUAAGAAAUGUACCCUGACUCAAGACUCUCAGUGCAGCGAUGGUCUUUGCUGUAAAAAGUGCAAGUUUCAGCCUAUGGGGACUGUGUGCCGAGAAGCAGUAAAUGAUUGUGAUAUUCGUGAAACAUGCUCAGGAAAUUCAAGCCAGUGUGCCCCUAAUAUUCAUAAAAUGGAUGGAUAUUCGUGUGAUGGUACCCAGGGAAUUUGCUUUGGAGGAAGGUGUAAAACCAGGGAUAGACAAUGCAAGUACGUCUGGGGUCAAAAGGUGACAGCAUCAGACAAAUACUGCUAUGAGAAGCUGAAUAUCGAAGGGACCGAGAAGGGAAACUGUGGGAAAAACAAAGACACGUGGAUACAAUGCAACAAACGGGAUGUGCUUUGUGGUUACCUGUUGUGUACUAAUAUCGGUAACAUCCCCCGGCUUGGAGAACUCGAUGGUGAGAUCACGUCUACGUUAGUCAUGCAGCAGGGCAGAACACUGAACUGCAGUGGUGGGCAUGUUAAGCUUGAAGAAGAUGUAGAUCUUGGCUAUGUGGAAGAUGGGACACCUUGUGGUCCCCAAAUGAUGUGCUUGGAACACAGAUGUCUUCCUGUGGCUUCCUUCAACUUCAGCACUUGUUUAAGCAGUAAAGAAGGCACUGUUUGUUCAGGAAAUGGGGUUUGCAGUAAUGAGCUGAAAUGUGUGUGCAACAGGCACUGGAUAGGUGCAGACUGCAACACUUACUUCCCUCACAAUGAUGAUGCAAAGACUGGUAUCACUCUGUCUGGCAAUGGUGUUGCUGGCACCAACAUCAUAAUAGGCAUAAUUGCCGGCACCAUUUUAGUGCUGGCCCUCAUUUUAGGAAUAACUGCGUGGGGUUAUAAAAACUAUCGAGAACAGAGACAGUUACCCCAGGGAGAUUAUGUAAAAAAGCCUGGAGAUGGCGACUCUUUUUAUAGCGACAUUCCUCCUGGAGUCAGCACAAACUCAGCAUCUAGUUCUAAGAAGAGGUCAAAUGGGCUUUCUCAUUCUUGGAGUGAAAGGAUUCCAGACACAAAACAUAUUUCAGACAUCUGUGAAAAUGGGCGACCUCGAAGUAACUCUUGGCAAGGUAACCUGGGAGGCAACAGAAAGAAAAUCAGAGGCAAAAGAUUUAGACCUCGGUCUAAUUCAACUGAGAGGGAGCCCCAAGCACCUGAGCCUGGGCACUCCCUCGCCCAGACAGUCCCAUCCCAAGGCAUAAGCCCAGGGGGCUCUGACAGCCCCCAGACAGGGAGUCUGGAUCACAGGACUUUAUCUCCUGCCAAGUCUCCUUCUUCAUCAACUGGGUCUAUUGCCUCCAGCAGAAAAUACCCUUACCCAAUGCCUCCACUUCCAGAUGAGGAGAAAAAAGUGAACCGACAAAGCGCCAGGCUAUGGGAGACUUCCAUUUAAGAUCAACUGUUUACAUGUGACACAUCGAAACUGUUUACUUCAACUUUUAUAGAAACCCAGCCUCAUGGAAUCACUGCAAAUCUAUCUGCUCUUCAGACAAUUUGAAGACCCUCUGAGAUGCCACAGAGGAGAGGAAGCUGUCUCACAUCUCAAUACCAUUUUCUUUUCAUCACUGGCUUAGGAUUUAACUGAACCAAGAAAAGAACUGCUGAAAUGUUACACUGUAACAUGGAACAGUAAAGGUAUUGGUAUGUUAAUGGAUAUCCGCAUGACAGAUAUAUGUAGAAAUAUCAAUAAAAUUAAUUCACAUGACUCAAAUGUAGCAAGUUUCCUAAAGGACAACAGUGGAUUCAGAAUUUACAUUCUGAACACAUCCUCAUUGUUAACAGCAAUGCUAUAUGCAUGAAAUGAAGCUUCUGUUUAUUGUUUUUCAUAUUUAAGGAAACAACAUCCCAUAAUAGAAACUAGCAUGCAGGGCUAAGGCAUAUAGGAUUUUUCUGCAGGAUUUUAAAGCUUUGAGAGGCCGAUAUCCCAUAUGCUAACUUUAAACAUGUAUUUUUAUUUUUGGGUUUUUUUUUUAACUUUUCAUAUUUAUAUCAGCAUACAAGGACAAUUGUACAUACAUGUAAACAUUUUUAAAAUAAAAAAAAGCAGCUUAUACACACAAGUGUAUUUUGCCAAAUGCCUAAAAACAGUCAGUCACAAUCAUAUUGUCAUCCCUCUAAUGGUCUUCAAAGAUUUUAAGCAGAUGGUGUUGUAAAUAUAGUGGUCAAUGCUGUAAAUGUGUCUUUCUACAAUUAAUAUUUGUUCAAAACAUGUGAUAUCCCUUUAAACUGUGCACAGUCUGGAGGCAGUUUUAUGGAGUGAUUGAGGAAGAGAACAAAUGUCCAGCCAAACUUCUGGCCUCCACAGCUUGCAGAAGCAGUUCAGUAGUGCAGCUGCAGUGCUGCCUGAGACACUGCUGCUGACUGGCCGCCCCUGGGAAUCUUCCAGCUGUCUGCUUCCCUUCUGGGGCAUUCAGUGCCUGUUUCAGCAGCUGUUAUCUUUCACUACCAGAGCGCAUCUGCUAGUCUCACCCCGGAACCUGGUGAGCCCUCAGCAGCGUCUCCUGCUGAGACUGAGCAAGUGCACCAAAGACGCAUGAGACCACAGGCUGCUGGUGAAUUGGUAGCUUCCAGCUUGUCAAUACUGUACCCCUUUGUGGCCUGAAGUAUUUGUUCCUUGACAAAACUUUUUAGCCACCCUUAUCUGUGAAAUGAAUGACUUGUUUUUAACAAAUACAACUUUUACACUGUUUAUUAAGGAUACUUAUCAACUUUGGAAUGUGAGUCCCAACAGGUCAUUCUGCAUUGACUUUGAGGCAAGAUGGCAGACAAGGUGGGACAGCCUCAAGAAGUCAUAAAGGGUCUAGUGACAUCUAUAGCCACAAACAUUCAGCAACUGUGAAGUUACACAAAUAAUGGACAAGGAAAAUAAUAUGAUAUCUUGACCUCUGUAUUUUUUAAUUUAUAUAAAAUUGAGAAUUCUACAUUAAAAGCGCCUACUUUAAAACCAAAUUUUGAUAGCUGUUGGAGUGCAGCGGAGUGAUUCCAAAAGAAAAUUACCUUAGGGAGGCCAGAAAUUGAUGCAAUCGAUUACAUGUUCUGCUGUGACUUGUACUUCUGAUUUCCUUCUCUUCUCUGCUUUUGCUUGAGAGGAUCAAAGUCUUCAGAAGAGAUUUUAUACAAGCAGCCUCUAUAUUUUAUCUCUCCCAGCAGCAUCCAUGGACAAAAUCCAUGUCAUCUUCAUAAUCACCUUAGAUGCCCAAACUAAAGGGCCACGUUUGGAGGCAGUGUUUCAUACUCUGUGUGUUUGUCUUCUGUAAUGGACCUCUCUUCUGAAAGUCUAAAAAUGUUGGAAAAACAAUUUCAUCAUCCACAAUUAUAUAGUGUAAAACAGCAUUUUUUCCUGUCAGGAAGGAAUUGCAACUUGUUGAUACUGCAACAAGACAAUCCAUCAGAUCGAAGUUUGGGUGAAUGUCGGGUAACAUUGCCACAUAGCUCAAGUCAAAGAUGGAAGGGCAGACAGAUUGAAGGAUGUAGCAAACAAAGUGGCUUUUGACCAAGAUCACUUUAAUGUGCACUGAAUGUUUUCUGGUAUUGAGUGUAUAAAAGGCAAAUGCUAUAAGGUUUAUUUUCCUAUAAAAGAGUUUAUAGAUUUGAAUGUAAGAUGCCUCAUGUAAAUAUGCUUCCUAGUUAAAUUUCCACAAGCCCUAAGUCAAAAGAAUGCACAAAUGGCUGAUAGAGUGGUCAACAGAUCUCCAUCAUGUAUCUUUCCUUAUCUUCUCAAUUAUUUUUAUGUGAAAUUAUUAUUUUGAAUGAAAAAUCAUUAUCAUGUGCCUUUUGGGAGACAGUUGGUCUAGUUGUAAUCAUCCUCUUUAGUAAUGACCUUCAUAUGGAAUUGAAUGAAAAGUGUUUUUGUUUUAUUUACAAGAAUGAUUAUUUUAGAACUAUAAUAGUAUAAAUGUUCUAUUCUGGUUAUCUACUCUCUCAUGUUUAAACAUUCUUAGAGCCAUUUAUGGAAUUCUUUGACAAAUUUAUUCUCUAAAUAAAUAGUUUCAAGAAGUAUCUAUAUGUGUACUCACGGUUUAGGAGAGGCAUUAUAGCCAAAUAUUUAUGACUUUUCACCUGCUGAGGUAGAUAGAAUGAGCCCAUGGCACUGAAUAUAAGCACAGCAUUAUUUCUUUUUAAAUAUCCAUUUUAGAGAGAAACUUUGAAGCCAUAUAGCAGUUUGUGUCAUGCACCAAUAUUUAUAUUGCCAGUCCACUGUAGGAUCAUUACUAAGCAGAGGAGAGCAGUUAUUUGACCUGUAUGUUCCAUUGUAUGCCUUUUUUCCCUUUCUAAAGUUUUGUGUACAGAUGAGACUUUGGAUUGGCAACUUGUGCCUGAGAUGUUCUGCUUAUCUGUCAUCAUUACAGUGCAGUAAAUCCUGUUUUAAAACAGCAUGUUUGUCCAGUGAGUGUCAACAGAGGAGAGGUGGGAUAACAGGGAAUUAAUUGACUGAAAUAACCAUUCUUUCUUUAGAUAAACAUGACAUCUUCCUCUGUAGUCUGCAAGUUAGAAAAUGAUCCCCAGGUCACAUGCAGUCCGUGGAAAGCAAUAAAUCAAUAUUCUCAAACAGCGCAGCAUAAUGAGAGCUUUGAAUUUGCUGCAGUUGCUGUACUUUUAAAGAAAUCCAGCACAUCAAUUAGAAAUAACCUAGCCUUUGAAUUGUUCCUUAAAAAAAUGUUGACUAAUAAAGCAAAUGUGGGGUUAAAAGCUAAGCUUACUUUUCAGUUGGAUAUUGGUGCUUUACUAAGUGAGGCUUUAAUUUUUCUUUACUCCCCUUCUUGCUUUAAAAGGCUUUUAAAAUGGUGUUUGUGGGUAAGAUCAGUCCAGUAUAAAAUAUCUGAAUGUAAGAUUGAUAGGGUUUCUAAAAGAAAUAGCAGAAAAGGUAAAAUUUGAUAUUCUGUGCACUUCCAGAGGACUUUGUAUAUUUAAAUUCCAAACAGGCUUAUAUCUCCCAUUCUUUUCUGUUGAUUCUCUUGUGUAUCUGCAUUACUUAAUCCUGUCAUAGUCUCAGGUCUCUUGUUACUACUUUGUUACCUUUUCUUUCACAUUUUAUUCCUUAGUUUUUACAGUUAUCUUUGGGUCACAGGAAAUAUUGUAGUCACUUCUUCCAUGGUUCGGUCAAGUUCGUUCAUUUAUUCAUUUCAUCCAUUCAUGUCCUGUCAUCAUGUGGUUCUGUUUUAACCUUAAAUAAAUACAUAUGUGUGUAUGUACAUGUCCGCACACACACACACACACACACAAACACACAAAGGUCUUAAAGUUCAUGGAGAAUGCAUAGUACAAAAGAAGUCUGCAUGGGUUUAAAACAAUUUUUUGCACCAAAAUAAACUUGUACUUUAAUAUCAUUUUCCACAGGCUUUUUGAAGUCUCUUCAUGUAUAUGCUCUAUAUAGCGCUUUGAAAUUUUCUUUGUUAUCCUACGUGAUAAUAAAUUAAAGACUAUAUUGCUUUAUUUUACCUAAAGAAAAUAAUUUCCCAGAAGGCUACUGAGUAGCUUGCAGAGUCUAUGGGAAGGGGAGAACGAAGUUCAGAACUAAUAGGAAUGCACAGACAUGGCAGCGGCCUGCCCAGCCUGCCGAGGACAUGGGACAUCGCAGGCGGCCGCUGCUGCAUGCCCCAUCCGGACAGCAUAUUGCAAACAUCCUACCAGCUGGCAAGUCAGCAUGCAUUUUCCACUAAAGGCUCUGACUCCCAUUGGCAGCAUGUCUACUUUUAUGUUCCUAAUUCUCUUUUUCCUUUUUCUUUUAAUAUUUGCUCCAAAUUGCCACCUAAAUACUUUUUCCCUCUUCUAUAUGUGGUGUCAAGAUGAAUUUCUCAUUUUCACUUUCCUAGCUUAAGCAACAAAUGUUUCUGUGGAAUAGGGCUUAACUUGGGUUCAAACUCUUUUCCUUCCUCUGAGAUAUUUCUGAAUAGGUAAGACUUCUCUGAUUUUGGAUGCUGCGACUUUUCUUCCAGCAUAGAAUGAGGAGUCUCAUAAACAACUUCCCGUUUACAGGAAGGCAGCAGCCCAUCUCUCCUUCCUGUGUGAGCAGCCAUGCAAAAGCUCACCUGCUGGGAAGGCUAGGCUCAUGCUCUUGGCUCAACUCAUGCUCUGUGGGGCCUGGUGCUUUCAGUUCUAAGAGGGGCUUUUCAACCACAACUGCAGGUGCAAAGAUGCAAGCGUUUAGAAAAAGGAUAGUAUUUCUUUUCACAUUUUAUUCAUUGCCUUGUCAGAGUACCCCAAAUGGAGCAUAUUCUGGUUCACUUUGGGAGCGAAAAACCAAAACAAUCAUUUAGAAACAAAGACCUGCCUAGUUAGUAUUUUUGUCCCUUCUCUCAAGAACCUGGUACAGCAGUAAGCAGCCUCACUUUGGGACUUGAGGGAUGCUUUCAAAACCUUCCUACUUCUAAAGUAGCUUCCCUUUCAAUUACUAUGUAACCCUUUCUUCCUGAGUAGGGACUUUAAUUCACAUGGAAGUCAAUCCUUUCUUGGCUAAACUGACACCUGGGAGAACCGUAGGGGUGCAGAGUACCAGGGGGAAAAUCUCUGGUCUUCUCCAUUGCCAUAGAUAAUGCAACUUUGGAAGUCACUGAGAAUUGGGUCCCAAGGGUGUGAGUUUCAGGAUGGGGAGGCGAGAAGCAGUAGCAAGCUUUGGGAGGUUGUGGGGAUUGGUCCUGGCAUAGGAGCAGCAGCAGGACUUCAUAGGAAAAGCCCCAAAGCAAAGAGCACAAGAUGACCUCUGGGACUGUGGUAGAGAGAGAGGUACUGGUUGCCUAAGACAGACUUGUGUGCUUUGUAGUUUUACUGAGUGUCGGCUCUGAAAACUCUUGGUCCAGGACAUGACAAGGCCAUCCUUCCCUCCUGGUGUGCAUCUCUGUUGCAUUGUUCAUAGAACCUGCAUCACACUGGGAGGUACUUCAAGACUGCAGGGUUUUGGGCAGGGCCAUCAUCCUUUUAUGUUCCUAAGUAUCCAUGAAAUCAAAACCAGGCAAAAUAUGUGUUUUUUUCCUAUUUUGUUUUAGAAAAAGGCAUACAAUGAGACCAAGCAAUCUUGUUAAUAUGCAUACAAAAUUAUCAAUAAAAUUUCAGAAUUUAUAAAGGGGUAUUUUCUUCUCUUGCUUAAAAAAUAUGUAAUACUAAUCUGCAUUCACCUUAGGGCUUAACCUCCUAUUUUAUGAAGUUUUUGGCUCUGAUUUGUGUUUUCAUGUUAAGCUCUAAAAUAACGCAAAUAGCCCCAAAUCUUUAAAUAUAGCGGUGCUAAGUUAUUCCAGAUAACACAAUACAGAAAGUGCUGAUAUGAAUUAAUACACCAAGAAAUAAUGUGAGAGUUCCUGCUAAAUUAUACGUGUGUAUCACUGCCUGAUUAGAAACCCCACUUUGCUUUUCUAAUCCAGCACAAAUCAAACUGUGAUUCUAUAACCAGUUUUUUUAAUGGGUAGAAAAGACCCAACACCUUUGUUUUGUAAAGAAAACUUUUUUUUUACUACACUAAAUGUAAAAGUGUUUAAAAGGUUUAUUCAGAAUAACUAAGCAUGUACUCCUUUUUUAACUUUAUGUAAGACUUGCCCCUCCAAACUAGCAUCUAAAAAAAACCAACUUCCUUCCGAAACUAGGUGUUACCCAAACACAGCCAUCUCUGUAUUAGCCAAUGUAGGUCCGCACUAGUGUAUUCCACAUCAAUCAUCUUCAAGGGGUGAUGUCCAUCUGCAGAUGGUGAAGCCACCCUGUGGGGAAGUGUUACUAGUAGCAUGGUGUCACUUUUGGUAACCAAGUAAUUGUGUAUAUACUUAGAUUCGUAUCAUUUUAACAUUCUCUCUGCUACUCUGCACUUCAGGUUCUUAAGCUAUUUUAAAAAUUGCUGGGUUUUGGCAAACACCAAGUGAAAUGCAUAUGGCGACUGCUUUCCUGAGCAAGUGUGACUUGUUUUCUGGCUAUUCAAGUUAUAAAACUGUUCUCACAUUGUAGGUAAACAAAAUCUUGCUGUUUUUAAAGGUCACUGUAACUUGAGGUUCAAAUUUCUGGCACAAUUUUAUUAGUAUUCAUGUCUGAAGCUAAUAAGAUUCCAAGAUACCACAGUUUUCUAUGUUACUCUCAUUGUAACAUCAAUAAAGUGACUUU
Tupaia belangeri chinensis (Chinese tree shrew) is the source of this 9513-nucleotide messenger RNA. It is a transcript of the gene ADAM22, whose product is annotated as ADAM metallopeptidase domain 22. Gene Ontology annotation, biological process: proteolysis. Gene Ontology annotation, cellular component: postsynaptic density membrane. NCBI's taxonomy places the organism in Eukaryota, Metazoa, Chordata, Mammalia, Scandentia, Tupaiidae. Bases 2 to 2827 code for a protein of 941 amino acids. The transcript has 32 exons. Gene Ontology annotation, molecular function: metalloendopeptidase activity. The record is from RefSeq and is a predicted model, not a curated record.